Molecule: messenger RNA, 533 nt
Organism: Racocetra fulgida
Lineage: Eukaryota; Fungi; Glomeromycota; Glomeromycetes; Diversisporales; Gigasporaceae
Source: the annotation of a GenBank genome assembly
AUUCAAGUUGCUCCGAUGAUGGGUCAUCCUACGACAGCGAUACUGAAAAUUCAUGUUAUAACCGAAGGCGAUAUUCUUUUAAUAUUUAUGAUGACAUUAAAUCUCGAGAAUUGCCAAUAUGUCAUCAUAGAAGGUCAAAAUCUUUUACAACUGCUGAAUUGGCUCUAAAGCAAGGUGCUCGCUCAUUACCUAGGCGAACAUUUGAAGUUGACAUUCAAACGUACAUGAUUUAUAAGAAUCUUAAAGUACGAGAGGCAAAAUUAGAAGAACUGAUAAAGCAUUUAAAAUCGACUGCUAAAAUAUAUGAUGACCAAAUUGAGCAAUUGUCCAAUGCAUAUGAAGAAAGAUAUCAAACCUUCAAAUCAACGGAAGAAAAUAGUUCAAAAAUAUUGUCCAAACAAAAAAAAGUAUCUGAAGCUGUAAAACAAAUUUAUAAUGAUGCAACUGCUAAAGGAAAGUUAAAUUAUGAAUUGAGCUUAUUGGAAGAUAAGUUAAAGGAAAUUGAUGAGUUUAUUGAACAAUUUUGUUUUAAG